CAAUAUCCAUAAGAUUGAGCCUCGGUUUCUUUCCUGCUCCACCCACCUGCUUAGACACUGGUGGUCAUAUAAGAAGUGUUCUUUCCCGAACACUUUUAUUCAUACCAUAGAUCUCAAUUUGAUGGGUUUCCCACAGAAGUGAAAUAUCAUGUCUUACAACACACAAAAGAAACCAGUUGUGGCCGUUGUAGGCGCCGGGCCUGGAAUCGGAGAGGCCGUUGCCCGACGAUUCGUGGCCGAAGGCUUCGUCGUCGCUCUCCUGGCCCGUACCGAAGACAAACUCCGGACGAUGGUCGAGGGUAUUGAUGCCGACUAUGGAAAAGGGACGGCGAGAUACUAUAUAACUGACUUGCGAAUUGAGGAGUCAGUUAUUUCCAGCUUCAAGUCCAUCCGUGCCGACCUGGGUGCCGUGACUGUCUUAGUGUACAAUGCCGGUGCACGUCGCGUCAAUGGCAGAUCAAUACUGGAUACUACGACCGAGGAAUUCGAAAACUUUACGAAGAUUAAUCUGUUCGGUGCUUUCUGGUCCACCAAGUGCGUGUUACCCGACAUGCUAGCCGCAGGUCAGGGAACGAUUCUGUAUACAGGCGCGACAGGUUCGCUGCGUGGUUCACCCGGACUAAGCAGUUUCUCUCCUGGAAAGUUCGGGUUGCGGUCUCUAGCGCAGAUCGUGGCCCGCGAAUACCAAUCCCAGGGAAUUCACGCGGCACAUAUCAUCAUUGACGGUCCAGUGGAUGGAAAGUUGAUUGGCGGCGUGCGGCGACGGCAAUGGCAGCGAGAGGGAGAGACAGCUAAGUUGGAGGAUGUUGAAUCCUAUCUCGCGCAACCAAAAGAUCUGGCUCACAUCUACUGGUUUCUGCAUACUCAACCGCGAAGUGCCUGGACGCAGGAAUUGGACGUACGGGCACAGAAGGAGAGUAUAUACUCGAGGUUGUAAAAUGUCUGAGGAAUAGGUCAGCCUUUGACCUCCGAUUUUUUUUUUUUUUUUGAAAGCUGUGCGAAUAGUCGGAACCAUUGGAAGACCACGACUUUGAAGAUGUAAAUGGAGCCGUACAAUGUCUGUUCUGUUUCAUGUUUCCAAUUAUUGUCGUAUCUAGCAUUAUACAGCAUGCUUUAUUCCUAGUCAAUUAGUAUUUAGAGGCGUCCUUUCCGACAAACUUUAGCGAAUAAUGUCCCAGCGAGCACUUGAACGUUCUAAAUGCUUCAGCUCGGCCCUUCAACCAGGCCGGAUAUCUUGUAUGAAGUCCAUUCUGCCAGGUUCGGGAGAUUACAGUGAAUAUACUUGGGGUGCAAGCUCUUUGAUUCAUGUCUCUAAAGCCAGCAUGGUAUCAAGUAUGUGAUGAGGAAUAGUAAAACUGUAAAAGUCUACAGCCCUCGUUCUAUU
Paecilomyces variotii is the source of this 1384-nucleotide messenger RNA. RefSeq lists its product as hypothetical. The record is from RefSeq and is a predicted model, not a curated record. The transcript has a single exon. Bases 149 to 937 code for a protein of 262 amino acids. Lineage: Eukaryota; Fungi; Ascomycota; Eurotiomycetes; Eurotiales; Thermoascaceae.